AUUGACAAUGUCGCGUUUGUCCAGUUCCACAUAUAGUUCAAUAUGUUUUCUGGUGCUUUCACAUAUCGUGUGGUUGUUGUUGCUGGCAAUUACAGCAACGGCGAGACCAGCCAGCGCCGCGCCCGCCAAUCAACAUAUCGUGAGCUUUGUCAAUCAGACGAAUACGAUUCCGGUCCACAAGGAGUUCGAUUUUGAGCAGAGCGAGGCGGAGGCCACAAAUUCUGUGCACGUACAGCAGCUCUUCAGCAGUUUGUUGUCCUUGACAGCACCUCAAACCAACGAUGCACUGGACAAUAAUUUGGAUAUGGAUCUGAGCUUGGACGAUGCGCCGAUCAGUUCCAAAAAUACGCUGAACGAUGAGCUCACGCUGGAGAUGGCCAGUGAGGGCUCCACGAAGGCACCCGACACUCUGAAUCGGGUGAAGCUGAACAUUCCCGUUCUGGAACCGGUUAGGCAUCUGGUGAAUGCGGUCGGCGGUGGUGCCGUCAAUGACACGCAUGUCCGGAACAAUCAUCAUCGUCUUUUGGGGCACAGUGGUGUCCAUCAUGCACCACAUCAUAGUAAUGGCAACGAGUCGUCGGCCAUUGAAACGGAAGAGGAUCGCGAGACGGCAAUAGAGAGCACAGGCUUUGAUCUGCUCGAAACAUUGGGCACUACGGGUACAGUACUUUGGGGCUUCCUACAAAAUCUGCGACAACUGUUUGCAGCGAGUGUGGGUGGUGCGAGUACCGCUUCGUCAGGUGGUGGUGGCACCAGUGGUACGGGCUCUCAGUAGAGUACGAACUUGUCUAGUGUUCUGUGAUUAAUCUCCUUGUAGGGCUCGGAUAUGUUUUACUAAUUUUGAAUAAACCCAGCAAAUAAAUUGUAAAACUAAAAUUAUAAAUAUAAUUUAAAAAUGUUCAA
Scaptodrosophila lebanonensis is the source of this 903-nucleotide messenger RNA. RefSeq lists its product as uncharacterized. The record is from RefSeq and is a predicted model, not a curated record. The transcript is spliced from 2 exons. The coding region runs from base 8 to 775 and encodes 255 amino acids. NCBI's taxonomy places the organism in Eukaryota, Metazoa, Arthropoda, Insecta, Diptera, Drosophilidae.